AACUACAGCGCCCAGGAUAGGGUUUGAUUUCCAAGCGCGGCUUUGUUAGAUUGGUUGGCGGACAAAUCACGGGCUGCUGACGGAAUAGAUGUUCCCACUGGACUCCGGUCACGAUUCAGCCCUGAUGCAAAGAUGUGCUUCAACUGCGGAACCCAGAGCAACACGUUAACCCAUUAGUCAUCCUGGUUAGAUGGCUUUAAGAGCGACCCGGCGCCGCUGGCCAUCACCACACAAGUGUUGUUGCAGGAUCUCGCCGCGGACUCCCCUCGCUCCGGGGCCAGCAAGGCGGCAGCAACAGCAACAGCAACAGCAGCUGAGGGCAGGCUCGCCGGCGUUGCAUGGCAUCACCAUGUUCUGCUUUUGUCUGCAGAACUCCCUGAUGAAGCUGCAAGCUCUCGACGUCGAUCUGUGCUCGGCUUUUACGCCCAGUCCGGAGGAAAAUCCCGCGACACAGUGUAGCAAGGAGCUGCCUCGGAACGGGCCACCGGACGAAGGCAGCAGCGGUGAACACAGCAUCAUAGCCCCUAUCAUUGAUUUCAAAUUAAUGCAUCAGCAAAGAGAUGGUGAUGAACCGAUUCCGGCCUUUGAGAGCUGGCAGAGCGAGCUGGAGAACGGAAGAGAAGCCCAUCGAUCGCCGGGGGCUGGCAGGCUGCUGCACCACGUUGCUGAAGGGGACAAUCCGCUUAUAUCACCACGAUGCUCAAGUUUCAGCAAGAGCCAAAGAUUUGUACUGGACACAGAGGCUGCUCCAUCCCCGCCGAGUGCUCAACUCUUCAUCAUGCCGAGAAACUCUUCACUGGUCAAUUCCGAAGCUGAAAAUGGCCCAGUGUUGGUGAUGCAACUGACCAAACAGAUCCAGAAUUUGAGAAAGAAAAUACGAAAAUAUGAAGAAAAAUUUGAGCACGAAAAGAAAUAUCGGCCCUCCCAUAGUGAUAAGGUUGGCGAUCCCGAGGUCUUGAAGUGGAUGAACGAUCUAACAAGGGCCCGUAAGCAGUUAAAAGAACUGAAGCUGAAGAUCUCUGAGGAGGAGAAUAACAGAAGGCACAGGCAUCGAAGCAACCUGUUGUCCGUAAACUCCAGACAGGACAAAGAGAAUAAACAGCAUGAGUUGCAACAGAAGCCAAGUGUUGAGGAGACUGUGCAAAUUGUCAUGAAAAAAUUGAAAGAAAAGCAGGAAAUACUUGGCCUUCCGGAAGAUGUCAAGGUAUCCAAGCAGGAAAAACUGCUGAUGAAGCCACUCUAUGACAGAUACCGAAGCAUCCGCCAGCUCCUCUCACCUGUAGCUACAAUCCCCACAAUUGAAGAAGAAGGUUCAGAUGAAGAAACCAUCAUGAAGGGAUGUGAAAUAUCUUGCAGACCAGCAGUCGACUUGCCAUUCCAAGAAUUUGUAGACAAUGUAGGUCAUCGAGAUGAAGAUCGAGAACCAGGAUUUAUGCCCCUAGACGAAAAGAAGGAUGCAAGGCAACUCACAACUUCACUGGCCAAUUUACACGAAGCCUCCAUGCCUGAACUAUUGGAACAUCUUCGUGAAACUAGAACAGAGAAAAAGAAACUCCGUAAAACUCUCCGAGAGUUCGAAGAUCAAUUCUACAAACAAACAGGAAGGAAUGUACAGAAAGAAGAUCGCAUACCGAUGGCAGAAGAAUACAACGAGUACAAACACAUAAAAGCCAAGCUUCGAUUGUUGGAGGUGCUCAUUACUAAACUGGAUGGCUCAAAAACUCUUCCGAGUUCUUAAAAAAGAAAUCUUUCUUUGAACACUGUUUUCUCGUCCUGGCAACAAGCAGAGGAAGUUAUUCAAUCCGCCCACCCCCCCCACCCCCCUAAAGCUCCUGAAUAUUUGUGCCAUAGAAACUCUUGGCUACACUUUAUUAACUACUGACAUCUCGACAUUGCAACAGUGACAGUGAGAAUGAACACAAAAGUUGCUGAGCAACUAGUGAAAGUCACCGUUACUGAAGGACAAAACUUUACAAGAUGCACUGAUAUUUUUGAGCAGCUAGCUUUGAGAAUUUUAUUAAAUAGAACUUUUUGGACAUUGAUAAACAAUGUUUGAAUUAAUAUCUGGCAGGAGAGAUGUUUUGGAUGGACUCAAUUAUUGAUGGUCUCUGGUUGAGACACCAUGGCACUUUAUUUGUAUCAUUGUGGACUGAAAAGGGAGGAUCAUGUACAGUGAUAAAAGUCUGCAUAUUACUCGUUUUUUUAUGAUUUCAGGUUAUAUAUGAAGUAGUUGCUUGCAGUUUUAAUACAAUCAAAGAUUAUAUUUGCUUGAUAAUGGAAGAAAUUCAAAUUGAAUAUAUAGUUGUUUGGACACAAUCCCUAUUCUCGAGAUCAUUUAAAGAUGCAAUUAUUUUAUCCAUUUUAAAUACCUGGGAUUACCAUAACUUAUACCGUUCACUGAAUAUGUUGUCAUUUAUAUUUUUGGAUAGAAUACUAAAAAACAUUUGUAAUGUUUUGUAAGUUUCAUAAUUUUCAUAAAUCACAUUCUGAAACACUAAUAUUUUAGCAUGCAUAAUAUUUCUGCAGUGCUUUAUGGAUCUAUGUGCAUUAUGCAAUGAUUGUCUUAAACUACCCCAAUCAAUCCUUUCGAAAGAUGCAUGUGGACAAGGAAAGUUUGAGCCAUCUUACUUCAUAAUUUAAAAGAACUCCAAGCUAUUUGGAGGGGAUGGUGCAGUGGUAGAGCUGUUGCCUUACAGCACUAGAAACACGGGUUCGAUUCUGACUACGGGUGCUGUCUGUAUGGAGAUUGCAUAUUCUCCCUGUGACCGCAUGGGUUUCUCCGGGUACUCCGGUUUCCUCCCACACUCCAAAGACAUACAGGUUUGUAGGUUAAUUGGCUUUGGUAAGUUGUAAAAUUGACUCUAGUGUGUAGGUUAAUGUGCGGGGUGAUCGCUGGUCGGCACUCCCUCUUUGGGCCGUAGGGCCUGUUUCCCCUCUGAAUCUCUGAAGUCUAAAGACUUUAUCACUGUUUUAUUUUAAGUAGCUCCUUGGCUAGCUCAUAACAAAUCUCUCCAUAGUUAGGAAUUAACCAUGAAAUUAUGCACCCAAGAUGCCAUUAUAUAUUUGAAACACAGUUCCAUAUAAUCCCACUCUAAAAUCCCUCUUCUAAUGCAUAACAGCAGAUAUCUUCUCUUCAGUAAUUUCUCACUUUCUCGGUCAAACUUUAAUAUUUAAUUACUUUUAGCAAUGACUUUUUGUCAGAUACCUUUUGGAAAUAGCUCAUUGCGACAAGGUAUGCUUCAGUCCACUUAGAAUGCCACUCCUUCAAAUAGAAAUUCUUGACUGCUGUUCAGGGUUAGUACUGUACAGAUAAUCUUAAAGCUGAUCUUGGUAAUGAAUUCCACUAUUUUCUGCUAGGAACGUAAAACCAUUAGCCGAAUCUCGCACUUUUUAAAAAACAUUUUAAUAGGGCUUCCCUCGAGUUCACGAUCUCCAUCAGCAUAAAUCGGAUCUUAUAUUUUGAGCCCAUGUAUGUCACUGACAUUCAUAUCAUUGAUAAUGGCUCGAUCUUUCUGUUGAUCAACAAACCGUGCAGUUCCUCAGUCUGCUAAAUAUGGCCUUACCUGGAAAAUGUCCCGAGAUAUGAACUUCACAGCUCGUACUAGAUUGUCCCAAUGCUGAACAAGGUUGUUCCAGUUUGAAAUGACCAGUACCACCCCAGAAUUGCCUUUGUAGCUGGUUAAACUAUGACUCGAAGCUUACCAGCUGUUAAAAACUCUGGUUGCAUGAGGACAUCUUGGUUUCUGACUCACUAUUUUUAAAACUACUAAAUAUCUUUAUUGGCACAAUUAACAUGAAUAAAAUUUGCAUCAGCAAGUCUUGUCCGUUUCAGUCUGGAUACAGUUUUAAAGAUGAAAAUUAAUUAAGUUUAAAUUAGUCAACCUCACUAACAUGAAAAUCUAAAUUUAUGUGGAACAAGAAUGUAAAAAUCUAAAUUUGCAUUGGCAAAUCUAACUAAUGCAGUCAGUGUAGGAUUCGAUUUUUGAGCUAAUGAUUUUCUAAUUUGACUUUAAUCCCUCUAAUGAAAGCAGCAGUUGCACCUCCCUCCCACCUCAUAUUUUAUUGUAACGUUUAUAAUAUGCAUUGCUUAAGAAAAAUAUAUAUUUGUGAGAUUUAUUCUGAAAUCUCAAAAAUAACGUUUAUUAAAAGGGGAGUUGUGGGCUCACAGGAGUUUAAGUUUGGCUGCUUUUGGAGAGGGAGAGAGAGAGAGAGAGAGAAAGAGAGAGAGAGACAUUGCCCUGCUGAUCCCCAUUUGCACAUCCUUUCAAAACUAUUUUCCUUAACCUUGUCCCUCGCUUGCAUUUUAAAAAGAUUACGCAUCCCUUGGCUCUUGGAGCUGCUAAAACCAUAAGCCUGGAACUUUUGACAUUCUGUUGGUGCUACCACAUAAAAGUUAUCAAUGUCUGGUUGAGGUAUCGUUAUGCAUUUGAAGUCACUUGUAAUGUUUAUUUGAACUCUGAAGGCAGAUACAAAAUGCUAGAGUAACUGAGCAGGACAGGCAGCAUCCCUGGAAAAAAAAUAAUAGUGACGUUUCGGGUUGAAACCCUUCUUUGGUCUGAGGAAAGGUCUCAACUCGAAACGUCACCUCUUCCUUUUCUCCAGAGAUGCUGCCUGAUCUGCUGAGUUACUCCAGCAUGUUGUGUCUAAAUUCGGUUUAAACCAGCAUCUGCAGUUCCUUCCUAUACGUUUAUUUGAACUGAGCUCAUUUGGAAUACAUUUUGCAAUUCCAAAUGAAUGUACAGAAAUUUUAAAUCUUUAUAAUACAUGAUCAAAAAUGUAGUCAUCAGAAAUAUUUGCUGAAUUGGAACUUCUAUGUAAAAUGGAACAAAAAUUUAAAUUUGCCUGCUUGGUUCAGGUAUUAUUAACUGAAGCAGCACAAAGUGUAGCUUUAUCCUUGGAUGGAAACAUUUAUUUAAAAUCGUACUGGCAGUGUAAGAAUUUAACUCGGGUUGCACAAUUGGAACCACAAUCUACAAUCUUCUUAUUAUACCAGAUAAAGAUAUCUGAUUUGUGAGGAGAGUUUUAAAUGCAGUGUUAAGUUGCCACUCUUAAAAUGAUAACUGUUGUUUUGAAAAGAUUCAUCCCCCUUCCUCUAAGAACAUUCAAUAACCGUGGUCACUGAUGCAAACUAUAUGGAUUUUUUUUUAAAGAACGUAAAUUGUUUGCUUAACACAAUGUCACUGGUUGUAUUUCUUUGCAGGUAACUGUUUAUCAAAUUGUGUAUGUUUGCAAAAAGAAGAAGAAUUGAUGAUACAAAUCUUAAGAUCAGUGUUGGAAUGUAAUAAAUAAGAUAGGUAAUAGCUGCAUUUUACAAGCAUUUAAUUUUUCAUAACUCAAAUUACUACAAAAAUGUUCUAUAGUUAAUCAUACACUGCACUGUAAAUCUUUGAAGAGUACAAAUACAAAUAUUUUUCUAUUGUA
Amblyraja radiata (thorny skate) is the source of this 5421-nucleotide messenger RNA. RefSeq names its product family with sequence similarity 13 member C (gene fam13c). The coding region runs from base 191 to 1738 and encodes 515 amino acids. The transcript has 10 exons. The record is from RefSeq and is a predicted model, not a curated record. NCBI's taxonomy places the organism in Eukaryota, Metazoa, Chordata, Chondrichthyes, Rajiformes, Rajidae.